UACAACUUAAAUCUAGGUUAAUUUUGUUUUACGGCGUGAGAAAUAUUUUUCAUCUAUAAUUUAUAAUACUGAUAUUAUAAAUACAACAGAGAUGUAACUUUUUCUCACUUACAAUUUUAUUUUAUAUUUUCUGUCCAGCAUCUAUAUUUACUGUGAACUUUGAACCACAAAUUUCUCCAAUCUUUUCGUCCAGACGCGUGGCGCGUGGAUGCAUUCACUCUUUUUGCACGUGCCAUUAUUGGAUGAAUUAAAUUAAAAUGACGAAGUUGUACGUUUUGUUUGAACAUGCAGCCGGGUAUGCCGUAUUCAAAGUUGAGGAAUUUGAGGAAGUUGGCAUGUUAUUACCCCAACUAGAAGCUGCCGUACACGAUCUGGGUCGUUUUAAUAGUAUUGUAAAACUCGUCGGGUUUUCUCCCUUUAAAACUGCUGUGGCAGCUCUAGAAAAUGUAAAUGCCAUUUCUGAGGGAAUUCUACCAGAAGAUUUGCAACAAUUUUUGGACAUAACGAUUCCUAAGGGUGGGAAAAAGAACAAAGUCACUUUAGGAGUUAGUGAUCCUAAACUGUCUGCUGCUAUAACUGAAGGUCUGGGUUUAAAUUGUACACAUGUUGGUGCUGUACCUGAAGUCAUUAGAGGUAUUCGUCAUCAUUUCCAUAAUCUUGUAAAAGGUUUUACUGCGAAAAGUUCUGCUGUUGCACAAUUGGGUUUAGGUCAUUCAUAUUCUCGUGCUAAGAUAAAGUUCAAUGUACACAGAGUCGACAAUAUGAUUAUCCAAUCUAUUGCGCUUUUGGAUCAAUUAGAUAAGGAUAUUAAUACAUUCUCUAUGAGAAUCCGUGAAUGGUAUUCGUAUCAUUUCCCAGAAUUGGUAAAAAUAGUGCCAGAAAACUACACAUACGCGAAACUCGCCAAGUUUAUAAAAAAUCGUAAGGAACUUAGUGAAGAAUCUUUAGACGGACUUGAAGAAAUUACAAUGGAUUCUGGAAAGGCUAGGGCUAUUCUAGACGCGUCCAGAUCCAGCAUGGGGAUGGAUAUCAGUGUGGUCGACCUACUAAAUAUCGAAAUGUUUGCCGUGAGAGUGAUUUCAUUAGCGGAUUACAGGAAACAAUUGGCGGAAUAUCUCAGUACGAAAAUGGGUGACGUCGCGCCAAAUUUGGCUACUUUGAUCGGCGAUCAGGUCGGUGCCAGGCUCAUAGCUCAUGCGGGGUCUUUGACGAACCUCGCUAAAUACCCUGCCUCCACCGUUCAGAUCUUGGGAGCUGAAAAGGCAUUGUUCAGGGCACUAAAAACGAGAGGAAAUACUCCUAAAUACGGGUUAAUUUACCACUCGACUUUCAUCGGCAGAGCGGGAUCCAAGAACAAAGGCCGCAUUUCCAGAUACCUCGCUAACAAAUGUUCCAUAGCCUCCAGGAUCGACUGUUUCGCAGAAACACCCUCGCAUAUAUUUGGGGAAAAGUUACGACAGCAAGUUGAGGACAGACUUAAAUUUUACGAAACCGGCGACGUCCCAAAGAAGAAUGUCGAGGUGAUGAAGGAGGCCAUGGAGGAAUUCCAACAGGAGUUGCAGGUGCAGUCCGAGAAGAAGAAGAAGAAGAAAAAGAAGCGAAAGGCAGAAGCGUUAGCCGCCACGGCUGAAGACGAGGUUAACGGGGAAAUAGACACCGAGCCUCCCAAGAAGAAAAAGAAGAAGAAUAAUCCCGAGGUUUCAGAGGAAGUUCCCGAGGUUAAUGGAAGUGUCGAGGGAGGGGAACAGUCUCCAAAAAAAAAGAAAAAGAAGAAGAAGAAGGUUGCCGAGAACGAGUAGUUUUUUUGGUAACGAUUAUGAGAUAACAAUUUUUAUUAUUAUUUUUUUUAUUUCAAAUAACUAUAAUUUUAUGCGUAUGUGAAUUAAACAUAUAAUAGGUACAGCCGUGAACGGAGGAUUGAGGAAAUAUUUGUUUUACUAUACAGGGUGUCUUGUGAAGGAGUGCACAAAUUUUAAGGCUAAAAACAAGCAAAACAUUUAUAUAGACGUAGAUCCUGAAAUGUAUCGUUUUUCAAAUAUGAUCCUUCAGAUUUAAAAAAAUAUAUAUUUUAAGAAUA
Molecule: messenger RNA, 2077 nt
Organism: Anoplophora glabripennis (Asian longhorned beetle)
Lineage: Eukaryota; Metazoa; Arthropoda; Insecta; Coleoptera; Cerambycidae
Product: nucleolar protein 56
Exons: 5
Coding region: 258-1799 (513 amino acids)
Cellular component (GO): box C/D methylation guide snoRNP complex; small-subunit processome
Molecular function (GO): snoRNA binding
Source: RefSeq, a predicted model, not a curated record